This is a messenger RNA of Saccostrea echinata, 4306 nucleotides long. Its product is annotated as cyclic nucleotide-gated cation channel beta-1-like. Gene Ontology annotation, biological process: monoatomic cation transmembrane transport. The record is from RefSeq and is a predicted model, not a curated record. Gene Ontology annotation, molecular function: cGMP binding; intracellularly cAMP-activated cation channel activity; intracellularly cGMP-activated cation channel activity. NCBI's taxonomy places the organism in Eukaryota, Metazoa, Mollusca, Bivalvia, Ostreida, Ostreidae. Gene Ontology annotation, cellular component: plasma membrane; intracellular cyclic nucleotide activated cation channel complex. The transcript has 18 exons. Bases 327 to 3827 code for a protein of 1166 amino acids.
GUGAGAAUAAUAAACUUUUCUCUCGUUAUUGAUGGUCUUGGAAUGUGUUAUUUUGUAAGAAACUUAAAAAUAUUGACCAAAAAAAAUUAUGAUGAGGAUUGGAGUAUGCCAGAUUUAGAACGACGUACGGUUCCUUUUUCCUGAGGAUAACUAAAUCUCAGCAUUAUUAUGGCCGCAUAGAAAAGGAUAUAAUAGAAUGUAAUGUCUGAUGGAUUGCCUCGGCAAUUUAUGUUGACACUGAUGUUAUUUCAUUUAAGUGAUUUCUUUCUCGUCAAUUUUUUCUUAACUAUGCACAGCAACUAGGUCAGGUCUUGUUGCUCUGUUCAAUGGUUUGGGACAUUUCCUUUGGUUAUUGGGCUGGACCCAGGAAAGAACCUAGAGCCAUGACCGUAAGAUAUUCCACCUGGGGUCUAUGUGAGGAGGAUUUCGAGGGGAUUUCUUUACAGGAGUUUGAAUCUGCUGAGAGCAGUAUACCUCUGUUGUCUGAGUACAGAAAAAAUACAGAAUCACGUCGCCCAAGUGACCCUACCUUCUUAAACAGUGAGACCAAGCUCUUAAACGAACUGUCCCCAGCAGGUCCUAAUGGAAAAACUGACGCCUUCCUUUACAAUUCUACUACAGAUGUUAGACAGCCACCUGCAAGUCCUAGCUUCUACGGAAGCUCCAAGUAUGAUCUCCAACCCCCACCAAGCCCUGGACUGCUUAGCAUCAAUUCAGCAUGGAGUGAGCUGGCCAAAUUGCAUUCUAGAAGGUCGUCUUUUGGGGACAUUUCUGAAACAAGGAGUAACAGUUUAUCCAAUGUGAGUAGCAGUCUGAGUCAGUACCUCCAUGACUUGGUCCAGGCUUUCUCCAGCCGGACAGAGAAGAUCAAAGAGAAUACCAUCCAACCCCCCACCCCCUCCUCCCUGUCGGAGGUUGAUGCUCUGUCAGAAGCUAACUCAGCAGUUUCUGUGACAGAAGAUGAGUCUGCCAGACAGAAUAGAAUUAACAACUUUUACCCAGAGCACAUGAUGCUGGGGAAGGAUGGCCUGCCUACAGAGGAGGAGCUUGACAAGUUUUACAUGGACUGGGGCUGCUGCAAGUCCCGACUCCCCACUUGCUGCAAAUAUUUACAGUUUCCCUCCAUUUUAGAACCUCAAAGUAAGAUUUACAUGAGUUGGUUGGCCCUCGUUGCUCUGUGCUUUACCUACAAUGUGUCGGUGAUUCCAUUACGAGGGAUUUUUCCCUACCAGACUGACAAAAACGUGAUAUAUUGGCUGAUUUGUGAUUAUUUUUGUGACUUUGUCUACCUGUUAGAUAUUCUUGUGUUCAAACCAAGACUGACAUUCCUGAAUAGUGGACUUAUGGAAGAGGAUCAGAGGCUAACAAAGAAGAAUUAUAUGAAGAAAAGCAUGUUUAAGUUUGAUGUUUUAUCCCUGCUGCCUUUGGAUCUUUUCUACUUUAAAGUUGGAGUUGUUCCUUGGCUAAGGUUUCCCAGAUAUUUUAAAAUUCAGACUUUCUGGGAGUUUUUUGAGCGCUGUGAUCAAGCUGUUAGAUCAGCACACAUCCUUAGAAUUACAAAAACAGUGAUCUACAUGUUGUUCUUGAUCCACGUUGAGACCUGCGGUUAUUAUGCUAUGUCUGUGUAUGAAGGAAUCGGUAGCAACAGAUGGGUGUACAAUGGUGUCGGCAAUGCCUACAUCCGCUGCUUCUACCUGGCUACAAAGACAGCCACUUCCAUUGGGAACAACCCUCAGCCUACCAAUGUCCUGGAGUAUGUCUUCAUGACAGUGUACUGGGUGUCGGGAGUGUUUGUGUUUGCUCUCCUGAUUGGUCAGAUAAGGGACAUUGUGGAUGCUGCUGGAAGAGUUAAGGCCCUUUAUAAUAAGAGAAUGGAUGCUGCUAUCUGGUAUGUCAAGAACCUAAACCUGCCAAAAGAGACCCAGGAAAAAGUCAGGACUUGGUUCAUCUAUAACUGGCAGCAACAGAAAAUACUGGAUGAGAAGGCUUUGAUGGAUACGCUGCCUAAGAACUUAAGGACUGAUUUGGCUAUCCAUGUCCAUUUUAACACACUGAGUAAAGUCAAGCUGUUCCAAGACUGUGACAAGACUUUGCUGUUCGAUCUCGUGUUGAAACUAAAGCCAAUACUCUACCUGCCAGGGGACUAUGUUUGCAGAAAAGGGGAAGUUGGCAAAGAGAUGUAUAUUGUAAGUCAAGGUCAGGUAGAUGUGGUGGGCGGACCUGACAACUCAAUCGUCCUGGCAACACUAAAGGAGGGGAGUGUCUUUGGUGAAAUCAGUUUGCUGGCUUUAAGUGGAGGGGAGGGAAAUCGACGAACAGCUGACGUCAUCUGUAAGGGCUUCACCAACCUCUUCAUUCUCUCCAAAGGAGACUUUGAGGCAGCCAUGGCUGAAUAUCCAGAGGCUCACAGACACAUGAAAAAGAGAGCCAAAAAGUUACUGAGACAAAAUGCUAAAUUAGCCAAGGAGAGUGCCGAAUCAUUAGGGAGUUCUUGUAUGGAUGAAAUCAUCAAGUCUUCUUCAGCUAUUAGUCGAACUCCAAAAAUGGUGACAACUGUUAUGCAGGUGAUGGAUCCUGGUUCUCAAGUGAUGAAAAAACUCAACAAGUCACAUGACACACAGGAAGUGGAUGAAAUGUUAAAAGAGCAGGAGAACAUAGGGAGAGGACUGCCUACAGACCAAGAAGUAGAGGACUUCUUCAAUGAGAUGCUGACUGUGGAAAUACCUGUCCCCACUCCACAAAGCCAAGAGGACUCUCUGAAAAGGGGGAGCAGUAAACUCAAGAAAGAGGACACCAUUACCACAGAACACAGUGAGGAAUCAACUGACUCAGGGGUACAGCUAAUAAAAGCUAGCAGUCCUAUAGACAGCACAACUAAAACCAUGAGCAACAAGGAAAGUAAAGAGUCUAUGAUCACUCCGGAAAUAACCACAGAUUUAGCAGACAUAUUGGAGGAAACGAGAAGCUGGGUGGAGCAGCAGACCCUUCACACUCAGAUGAUCAGUGAUGGAGGAUUUCUGGCCGAAUUCUUUGAGGACAACCUCACAAACAAUCCAGAGGAGGAGACCACAAACCAUGAGGAGGAGCACAUAGGAGAAAAUUCUGAGGAUCAGGUGACAAUGGAGAUGGAGGGUCAAGGUUGUCUUCAGAAUGUUGAACUUCACGGAGAGCUCAGGGUUGAGAGCGAGGAUAUGAACGUGGACAGUAUUGAUAACUUGUUGAGUAAAAUAGAGGAAGAACAUGCCAGCAGUGUAGCGGAAAACAGUGAAAACAAUGCAGCUGAAAAUGUUUCAGUUGAUAUGGGAGAUGGUAUUACAAGUGUAAGGGUAGAAAAUGAACUAGAGGGGAUUGAUGAUGAAGAGUUGAAGACAGAGUUGAACAAAGAGGAUUUGAAAGAUGAGAAAGUUGAAAAAAAUGUUGAACAAGCUGAAAAAGUAGUUGAAAUGAAGGCAGUUCACAAUGAACUGAAUUCACUGGAGAAUAAGACAGUAUCUGAACCAAAACAGCUCAUGAGCAUAGAGCCCAAAAGCAGGUCCCUCUCCAUCCACAGUGCUGGAUCGUUGACUGAGAGUGACAUCACAGAUAGGGAACCCAAGAAAAAUCCCAUACAGGAGUCCAAACGAGUCAUGUCUGAACCUGCUAACCUCUGUAUAAACAGAAUUCCCUCCAAGAACAGAAUUACCUGUGCAGUGGAGGUUCACCGUGAAAAAAGCAUCACCCCCACAUCUGUGGUAGAAUGGCAAGACAAUGGAGCAAUGGAGUUACAAAAGCAAGGCAGUGCUGCGUCUUCUCCACGGGAAUUGCAGUAUUUUGAGUCCAGUGUUUAAUAGUUCUUAGUGUGUGCCACUGCACUGUCAAGUGUUACCUUGUGUGUUACUAUCUGAUCAAAGGUCACAGGUCACCUGUGCUAAUAGACAGAAUUGAUUUUAAAAAUAAGAUCAGUAAAGUUUUAUUUGUUGUACAUGUAUUUUUAAAUUAUAACCUUAUUGACCAUCAUCAAAACCAACUAUUAUGUGUAUUUGAAAUCUUGCCUGGUAAGCAAUUUGUAAUACACAUGUAUGUGAGUUAGAGUGCUUGUGUGAAAUGUUUUUGUGAAUGUGGUACCUUUGAUUGUCUUUUAACCCUGUCCAUGUUAUUUAUCAUUUAUUUGAAACCAUAUUUUAUUUUUUUUUUAAAAUAAUAAUAAUCCUUUUCAAUUUAAUUCUAAGCUGGCUUAGAUAUCAUGUUUAUUAUUCAUUAUGAGGUUUUCUAAUAAUUUUUGAAAUGUACUCUAUUAUUUAUUGUUUUAUUACUUAUUCUUUAUCAA